Molecule: messenger RNA, 1623 nt
Organism: Amaranthus tricolor (Joseph's coat)
Lineage: Eukaryota; Viridiplantae; Streptophyta; Magnoliopsida; Caryophyllales; Amaranthaceae
Exons: 3
Coding region: 1-1623 (540 amino acids)
Molecular function (GO): nucleic acid binding
Source: RefSeq, a predicted model, not a curated record
AUGGGAAAAAAAAAAGAUGUAGAUAAUUUCACUAAGACUCAAAUAAUGCAUGACCUUUUAACGUCAGCAAACAGUAAUGGGAAGCUACAACACGGGUUCAUCAACGAAAUUGCGAAGAAGUACGAUUUGCAUAGGAGGACAAUCGGAAGGAUAUGGAGACAGAUUCGUGAUCAAAAAAAACACAAUUUACCAAUUAAUGUCAACAAUAUGAAGUCAUUGACCAACGGUAAAGCUCGAAUCGCCUUUGAUGAAAACAAAUUCAAAUCAAUUGAAAAAGCGAAGAAGACAACCUUAAGAUCACUUUCAAAGGCUAUGGAAGUAAGCUACACCACAGUAUGCAGAUGGAAAAAAAAGAGGUACUUUCGCAAGCACACCAACGCAAUCAAACCGUUACUUACAGACAAAAAUAAACUCGACAGGUUAAUUUUUUGUCUUAGUAGUUGCAUUUUAGAUGAGCAAACAAAGAAUUUCACAUUUAAUGAAAUGAAAAAUGUAGUCCACAUUGAUGAAAAGUUGUUUUACAUUACAAGGACACAACAAACAUUUUAUCUAACUCAAGAUGAAAUAGAGCCUCAUAGAGAAAUCCAAUCAAAAAGAUUUAUCCCCAAGAUCAUGUUUAUGUGUGCCGUUGCAAGACCGAUCUUUUCUAUUGAAGGUGAGAUGAUUUUUGAUGGAAAGAUAGGCAUUUUUCCAUUCACACAUGAAGUGGCAGCACAAAGAAGUUCAAAAAACAGAAAGAGAGGAGAGCCAGAGACCAAACCAAUACAAUCAAUCACUAAAGAACACACAAGAGACAUGAUUGUGCACAAGAUACUACCAGCAAUUAGACUUAAAUGGCCAUCAGAUUUAAGCAAAACAAUUUUCAUUCAACAGGACAAUGCUAAACCACACAUUAUAGAUGAUGAUGAGGUGUUUAGAGAGGUGGCUACACUAGAUGGAUUUAACUUCCACUUAGUGCAACAACCUCCUAACUCACCGGAUAUGAAUGUGCUAGACUUAGGGUUCUUUAGGUCAAUACAAUCUUUACAGCAUCAAAAAUCAGCAUACAACUACUCACAAUUAGUUAAGGCAGUAACCACAUCAUUUGACAAUCUAACACCAAAUGCACUGAAGAAUGUAUGGAUCACAUUGCAAGCAUGUAAAAUUGAAGUUAUUAAGAAACUAGGUGGUAUGGAUUAUGCAAUUCCACACAUGAGCAAAGCAAAACUAGAAAGGGAAGGGAGACUCCCACAUUGUUUGGGGGUACAGCAGGAAACAAUUUACCAGGCACUAAGGUAUCUGGAAACAAAGGUGGAUAAAACUACAUUGGAGGGCAUUUUAUUUUACUUGGGGAUCACAGAAGCAACAUCACAAGCAACAACAGAAAAGCAACAACAGAAUCAACAGCAUAUAUUCCAGCAAGAACAGAAGCAACAACAGAAGCAACACCAGCAUGAACAACAGAACCAUGUAAAUAUGACACACAUGAGUAUACUUUUGGGUUUCCUUUUGUACUCACUUUUGGGUUACAGUGUAAGGCAAAUGUUUAGGUCUAAACAUGAUAGAUACAAUUUGAACUCAUCACAGAUAACCCAAAUCCCAUACCAAUUGCCUCCUACAUCUGGCAAGAACAUAGCCUCCUAA